CGAACCAAAUCUCAGUAUCUCACCAGACAAUCUUGAUAACAUAAUAGGGAAGCAUGAGGCGAAUGAGAGCCAUUUGGCUUCCUCUUUGAAUGCAAAUCUUUGCCAUAUUUUUCGUGAAGAGAUUGGGGAAAUAUAAUAAUGGCAGUAUGUGUGGCCCGUAGAGCACAAGCUAUCAGACUUGUGCGGCAACUGUUUCUGAUGAGAGAGAGACAAUGAAGGAGAAUCCAGAGGAAGUGAGAGGAUGACUCUCUCACUCUCCUUUUAUUUCCCCCUCUUUCUCUUCACUUUCCUUUUAUUUGUCUCGUCAUGGAAUCUUCAUGCCUGCUCUUCCCUUGUUCACGUGAUCAUCUCUCCAAAUUCCCUUUCAAGAAAUCUCAAGGUAUUUCAAGUUCUUGUGUCGAAUUUGGCCAUAAAGAUUUGUUUUUUAUUCAUGGAGAAUUCAACAAAUUCUCGGUAUCUAUGAACUGGGGAUUCUUGCUGCUAUUGAGGCGUGAUUCUUGAAAAAAAACCAUGGGAAUGGGGAUAGUUGUGGAAGAAUUGAGAAAAGGGAAGAUGAAAUGUGGUGGUGGGAAAGAGGAUGAGAAACGGAUGGAAGAUCAUCAUCCUAUAUUUCCUAGGCUGCACAUAAGUGAUACAGAGAGAAGAGGGCCAAAAGCACCUCCAAGGAACAAAAUGGCUGCUCUUAGUGAAACACAACACCCUGCAAUGUCCUUGCCACCUAUCCCAAUGCUUCCUCUCCCUCUUCCUAAUUCCUCUGCUUUGAGCCAUGCUGCUUCUCCCUUUUACUAUCCACCUUCCUCAUCCCAUUCUUACUCUAGUGUCAUUCAUUUUACAAUGGGUGAACCAAGUUUUACAACACCGAGAAGUCUAGAUUUAGCACCACUAAAAUAUGAAAGUUUAAGUGACAAUAAAGGAGAUUUUCCAAGCACCUCUUGUCAUAGUUUAUCUGCUAUGAAGCUCGAAAAUGGUGGCAGGUUCAGUGCUCAAAAAUUCCCUCACACGGGGAAACACCCAAAAAGUGAAAAUAUUCAGAAAAUAUUGGAAAAAGAAAAAGAUACAUUUUCAAGCUCCAGUUUUUAUCAAAAAAAUCAUAAUAGUUCUGAAAAAGUAAUACAAAAAAGGAACCACCUAGGAAAAGAGAGAUACACUCUCGAAGAUGAAUAUGAUGAGGACUAUGAUGAAUAUGCGAAGAAUGCUAAGACUGAUAAGAAGAGAAGUGCUUCCGUGAUGGAAGGUCAUCAUAAAGAGAUUUCUCAUGCAGACAGAAAUGAGGAAAUUCCUUACGCCUCAGCUAUAAAUUUGUCCCCUGAUGAUGUAGUAAAAAUUCUAGGACAUAAGCUAUUCUGGAAAGCUAGGAGGACCAUUAUGCAUCAGCAAAGGACCUUCUCACUACAAAUAUUUGAGCUGCAUAGGUUAAUAAAGGAAAGUGCUUUUCUUAGCGGAUGAGUUAUUAGAUACGUAGUAGUUUAUAUCUCCUACCCCGCUAUAGGCGGGAUCCUAUGCGGCACUAUGGUUCAGAAAAUGGUUUCACGUUCUCCAGAUAUCUUAUUCGAGGAUGACUUAUUUACCGGAAAAUCUCAUAUAAAAUCAUCGUUUUUCACAAAGAAACUACCACCCAACAAUGUUAAUGAACCGCCAACCCCAGUUGUAGAAAGGAAUUCAUAUUCUUCUCAAAAACCAAAAGGCAUUUUGGGUAUUGGAUUAGAGAGCUCGAGAGAGAAGAUGCCAGACUCAGGGACGCGAACAUUGACAUCUCCGGAUCAUGAUGCCAAAUGGUACUUCCAACCACCAUAUGGAAACCAAUGGCUAGUUCCCGUAAGGUCUCCUUCUGAGGGACUGGUCUACAAACCGUAUUCAGGUCCUUGUCCCCCACCUGGAGGGAUCCUUGCCCCUCUUUAUGGUGGUUGUAGGCCAUAUGGAAUCGGGCUUUUCUCUAGCCCGCCCUACUUUCAACCAUAUGCCUUGCCUGUGAUUAGCCCGUCCGUGCGUGACACUAAUUUGGGCAGGCCUUGUGAGAAGAAAGUAGUAUGUAACAAUGGGGCUCAGAGUAGGAUCUUGUCAAAUGGAGCACCGAGUUUGCAGACAGAUAGAGGGAGUGAUCUGCAAGGAAGUACUGCAAGUAGUCCUUCUGAGAGGGUGCUGCCGGACGCGCUCUCUCUUUUUCCCACCAAACCCACAGGUGAAGAAGAUUCAGACCAACCCAUCCUGAAUCAGGUUCGCGUGAUCAAAGUUGUGCCUCACAACCCCAACACGACAUCAGAAUCCGCUGCUCGGAUUUUAAAGUCCAUGCAAGAAGAAAGGAAACAACAUUGACUCAAUGUUUAUACAUUCAUAUACGUGUGAUAUUUUUCAUCUAUCUUUUUAUUAUGUAUACACACAGGUACUCAUAAAUACACUAAAUGUACACUAGUUUUGAAUAGCAACAAAUGGUUUUAACUGUUGUAUUCAUUUCUCUUCAAUGCCCUUUUGAUCUCUUCUCCCAAUUGAGAAGAUUCUGGCAAAGUAAUUGUUUCUAUUCUAUUGAUGUGUGUUUUGAACCUAGAAAUUUUUUAAAAGGAGGUGCAACAUGGUAAAGAAAAUUAAUUACUUUUCUUAUGUUUGGUUUGAAUAAUGGCGUUUUAUACGGUACACCCGGGUGUACCUAUACACCCGUUUAUUUUGUAAUUUUAAUGAACUUUUAGGUUAGUUAUUAAUCUUUCUAUCUUCGAUCAUACUCAGCGUUCUUCUCCGCCUUUUACAUCGAUCAUCCUCUUCUGCUCUGCCAAUCAAGUUUAUUUCGAUCAUCUUCUCCAACUCGUUGUGAUCUUCUCUCGAUUUUGGUUUACACUGAUCAUCUUCUCCAGCUCGUUUUGAUCUUUUGUCGAAUUUGGUUUACAGAGAAAUCUUCUCCAGGUCGUUGUGAUUUCCUUCGAAUUUGUUUUACAACGAUCAUCAUUCCAAAUAUUUCAUCUGUACUCUUCGAAUUUGGUUUACGUUGAUCAGUUAUGUCUAAUUUUUCAGAUGAAAUUGCUUGUACUGGACAUUUAAUUGAAGACAUUGAAUCCAGAGGCGACAUAUUUGUUGUUGAUUCAACUAGCCAUUCUUCUAGCAGUUUUGAUGCUAUACCCCAAUCUGAUUCUUCCCUUGUAGUUAAAGAAGCCGAAGUUUCAGAGCUUCUUGGAAAGAUUGUUUUGUCAGAGAAUGAAGCUUUUGAUUUGUAUAAUGAGUAUGCUUUUAGAAUUGGCUUUGGUGUUCGUUAUUCUACUCUACGGAAGAAAGAAGGUGGUUGUGAUGUUAGAGGCAGAGAAUUUUGUUGCACUAAACAAGGUCAUAAGAAGAAUAAAGGUGUACAUGGUAAGGCAUUCACCAAAGUUGAUCGUCGUACAGGUUGCAAAGCAAAAAUUUAUUUUGAGUUUAGAAGUAACGGUCAAUGGGUUGUUGUUAGACAUCUUAUGGAUCACAAUCACUA
Molecule: messenger RNA, 3448 nt
Organism: Cuscuta epithymum
Lineage: Eukaryota; Viridiplantae; Streptophyta; Magnoliopsida; Solanales; Convolvulaceae
Source: the annotation of a GenBank genome assembly